This is a messenger RNA of Cucumis sativus (cucumber), 2110 nucleotides long. Its product is annotated as serine/threonine-protein kinase STY13. Gene Ontology annotation, molecular function: protein kinase activity; ATP binding. Gene Ontology annotation, biological process: protein phosphorylation. Lineage: Eukaryota; Viridiplantae; Streptophyta; Magnoliopsida; Cucurbitales; Cucurbitaceae. Gene Ontology annotation, cellular component: plasma membrane. The transcript has 7 exons. Bases 621 to 1784 code for a protein of 387 amino acids. The record is from RefSeq and is a predicted model, not a curated record.
UUUGCUAAUUUGUUAAUAAAUUUUGUCAAUGGAUUUGAAAGAGUCAGUAUCAUUUCCGAACCCUAAGAUAUAGUGAAAUCCCCGAGCUUUUCUCUUCAUCUUUCCCAAAAUUCUCUUGUGUUUACCAUUCCCAUUUGCUGGUUUCUCCAUUUUUAGAAAAUUUGGUUUUCUAUUUUUGCAUUGCCUUGCGGUUCUUUCUUCGUCCAUAACCCUUCUACUCGUCCUGUGGGUUUGCUGCAGCGAACCCAUUUGGACAAAAACAAUUAUUACAAAUCCUUUUUUUUCUUUUAACUCUCUGGUUUUUCAUGAUAGCGCCAUUGGCGCUUCAGUGAUUUUCGUUGGCUUUGUAUCAUCAUAAAAAGUAUAAUACCCCACUUACUAUCUCUUUCAUUUUCGUCUUUCAUCUUCAUUUGGCUGUCUUAGUCAACAUUUACGGUAUUCUUUUAGGGGCUGCGGGACCGAUUUUGUUGAGAGAUUGAAGGAUUAUUCACGAUAAUGGAAUUAUGACAGACAACAGCUUUCUGCACAGUUGGCUGCAUUCUUCACCCCGUUUGAUCUCUCAGUUUUAGAAUUCCUUGUACUCAAGAGUACUGUUUGAGUUAUCUUUGUUGAUCUUAGCAAUGGAUUCGAAAGGAAAUGUUAUGGGGGGUGCUGCGAUCCCAAAGGAGACACAGAACCAGGAUAGAACUCCGAACUCAAAGGUGGCUGGUAUGGGAAGCAUUAGCAGCAAAGAUAUGAUAUUCAGAGCAGACAUGAUUGAUUUGAAAACUCUAGAUAUACAGCUAGAAAAGCACUUGAGCCGUGUUUGGUCAAAAAGCAUUGAUAAUCAAAUGCCUAAGGAGCCGUGGGAGAUUGAUUUGUCUAAACUUGAUAUGAUAAAACAAAUUGCUCAAGGGACUUACGGAACAGUAUACAGGGGUAAAUAUGACAACCAAGAGGUUGCAGUUAAGAUAUUGGACUGGGGAGAGGAGGGUCUAGCCACGAUGGCUGAAACUGCUGCUUUGCGGGCAUCAUUUCGGCAAGAGGUUGCUGUUUGGCACAAGCUUGACCAUCCUAAUGUUACAAAAUUUAUCGGAGCUUCAAUGGGAGCUACAAAUCUUAAAAUUCCAAUGGAUGGUCAAAAUUCGUUUCCAUCUAGGGCCUGUUGUGUUGUUGUUGAGUACGUUCCUAGCGGGACAUUAAAAGAUCAUUUGAUUAGAUACUGGACAAAGAAACUUGCCAUUAAGGCUGUAGUUAAAUUAGCUUUGGAUCUCUCUAGAGGGCUUAGCUAUUUACACUCCAAGAAGAUUGUGCAUCGUGAUGUCAAAACUGAAAAUAUGUUGAUGGAUAUUAACGAUAAUGUCAAAAUUGCUGAUUUUGGGGUUGCCCGCGUUGAAGCUCAGAAUCCAAGAGAUAUGACUGGGGCAACUGGUACCCUAGGAUACAUGGCCCCGGAGGUUCUUCAAGGGAAGCCGUACAAUAGAAGUUGUGAUGUCUAUAGCUUUGGGAUCUGCUUGUGGGAAAUUUACUGCUGUGAUAUGCCAUAUGCCGAUCUUAGUUUCGCUGAUGUGUCAUCUGCAGUUGUGAGACAUAAUCUGCGGCCUAGUAUCCCGCGAUGCUGUCCAAGCUCUCUAGCAAAUGUGAUGAAGAAAUGCUGGGAUGCUAACCCAGAGAAACGCCCGGAAAUGCACGAGGUUGUCAGAAUGUUGGAGGCCAUUGAUACAAGCAAAGGAGGAGGGAUGAUUAAUCCCGAUGACAUUAAAUGCUUCUGUCUAGGGCCUUUCGGCAAGCUCCGAGGUCUGUGAUUCAUUUAUACACUCUCAUCCCUCGAUGAUGUAGAAAUAAAGAAGAGCCAAAGCUCUAUGCUGGUUUUUGUUUAUUUUGCUGUUAUUUGAUGUCGUCAUAGCUUUGUAACUGCUGAAAUUUGUUCCCAUAUGCUCACAACUCUGCAGUUACCUGAUGUCUUUGUUUAAGAGUUUUUCAAUGAAGCCUUCAGUUUUUGUGUCUUUUAAGAAUUUGGUGGUUGUUUGGAGUUUAUUACAUGAUGAUAUAGAGUGUAUAUGAAUAAAUACAAGUCCACUUGGACAAAAAAUGUUGAGAGUCUCCCCAUAUAAAUUUCUUUCUUUCUUUC